Molecule: messenger RNA, 1602 nt
Organism: Tetranychus urticae (two-spotted spider mite)
Lineage: Eukaryota; Metazoa; Arthropoda; Arachnida; Trombidiformes; Tetranychidae
Product: heat shock protein beta-1
Biological process (GO): response to heat; protein refolding
Cellular component (GO): cytoplasm; nucleus
Source: RefSeq, a predicted model, not a curated record
UUGAUUACCAUUGUAUUUAUAAUCAACCAAUCAAGUAAAUAGCAAUUAAUAUCGAUUCUCUCAUUCAAAUAAUCGAAAAUGUAUCAUCAACAUUCGCAAUUAUUAAUUUAUCAUCAAGAAUUAUCAAGAUAUUAAAUUCUAUCCACUAACAUUCAAUGAUUUAUUUCAGUUUUAGAUAACCGAUAUUUUAAUGAUAGGCCUGAUUGUGAUUCAUGCUAUUCUCUAGUCUUUAUUGAACAUCUCAUGGAUGAUAAUUCAAAACAUUAGCAACCCAGGACUUUUUAAUCAUUAAAUUGUCAACAAAUGUAAGUCAUUAACUUGCAAUGAUCUAAUACCAGGAUCGACUCAGUUGCUCAUCAUGAUCUCAGCCAUGUGCAAACAGUACAUCUUCCAGACAGUACAGUACAAUCAUCAUUACAGACCAUCAGUCUAUUUUUGUUAAUCAGUGUGCUACGAUAUUUAAUUGUGUGGUUCCCAAACAAGUGUACAAGUGUAAAAAGUACCAUUGAAAGGAGACAAAGAAAAACCGGAGUAAAAAUAAUAAUUACUUGAAACAACUAGAAGGAAAGAAACAAGACAAAGAUGACUUCUGAACGAAAAGUUCCUGUUCUUAGAUCUGAUUUUAACUUAAUUGACAAGGAAUUUGAUUCAAUUCGUGCAAGGUUUGAAGCUGAGAUGGCCAGAAUGGAAGACGAGAUGAUUCGAUUUCGAUCUCAAAUUCAAGAAAAGGAGCGAGACUUUUUUGGUGGAUCACAUUUAACCUCUCGGAUAAGCUCAUCUAGUGAGGGAAGUAACCGUCGAAAUGAACUAUCUUCAUGGUUAGAUGAUUCUUCACUUGUCCAUGACACUCCUGAUGGUAAAAUUGUUAGGUUAAGAUACGAUGUUUCAGAAUAUGCUCCAGAGGACAUUGUUGUCAAAACAAUUGAUCGAAGACUAAAGGUUCAUGCCAAACACGAGGAGAAAUCAGAGAAUCGCCAUGUAUUCCGUGAAUACAAUCGUGAAUUUUUGCUUCCUGAAGGUGUCAAUCCAGAACAGAUUCGAUCAACAUUAUCAACUGAUGGUAUUCUGACCAUUGAAGCACCAUUAGCAGCAAUCGAAGGAUCAAAUGAAAGGCGAAUCCCAAUCGCUCAUAAAUGAUGAACAAUCCCAAUCGAGUCCAAUACAAGCAACUCACCCACAAAUACAAACAAUUAGCUAUUAUCAGUUAUUAGUUGGUCAGCUUAUUAUUAAUUUUGGAUCAGUCUUGUAUAAGCUACUAAAUUAAGGUUUAUUUUGUAAUCUCCGUUUAACCAGAAAACAAUUUGUUUUCAAACAAAAUCAUCAACAAUUAUCUUCUCAUUUGUUUGUUGUUUUCAAUUGGACUCUUUAUGAUUGUCAUUCAUUAACUCUUUUCACUCAAUUGUGCUAAUCAACCAAUUUGAUUUACUCUUAAUUGUUUUCUUGCCUAAACACACACAGCAUCUAUUGUUUGAUUGCAAUCCAAGUUUACCAUUAUUUCAAUUUUAACUUUUAUUUUUCAUAAUUAUGCAUAUAACUCUUUCAAUUGAUAAUUGUGAUGAGUAAAUUUCGGAUAAUAAAAGUCUCAACUGAUUAUUCUUGAAA